Ylistrum balloti is the source of this 1296-nucleotide messenger RNA. RefSeq names its product allatostatin-A receptor-like. NCBI's taxonomy places the organism in Eukaryota, Metazoa, Mollusca, Bivalvia, Pectinida, Pectinidae. Gene Ontology annotation, cellular component: plasma membrane. Gene Ontology annotation, molecular function: G protein-coupled receptor activity. The record is from RefSeq and is a predicted model, not a curated record. The transcript has a single exon. The coding region runs from base 1 to 1296 and encodes 431 amino acids. Gene Ontology annotation, biological process: G protein-coupled receptor signaling pathway.
AUGCAUUUUCCGCUCAUAUUGUGUGUGAUUCUGGUUUUAGUUUGUUUAUCUUGUGACACAGAGACAGUUGACAACGCCACUUUAUACGAUAACUCUGCUGGCUCUUCAACGCCGUAUCCCGUAACGGAGCAAUUCAACGUUUCGAUCGCAUCUGGACAAGUCAACUCGACCCAAACUGAUACAGUAAAUAACGUUGAUUGCGUAUUUUCAAACGAUACGGAACACUCACAAAUCGUGGACGAGACGACUUUGCCGUCGCUGAUUGACUACGUUGGUUAUGUUGUAGUGCCAUUGUUCUUGCUUCUUGGUAUAUGCGGCAACACGAUGACUAUCAUAGUCAUGCGCAGUAAGAGUUUCCGGUAUAUGACGGUAAGCGUCAUCCUCACGGCCUUGUCAAUAUCAGACACAACUCUAAUCCUUCUCCUUCCAUUUAACAAGGCGUUUGUACGGACACGUCUUGGUGUAGAUGUUCGUGCUCUCUCAGAUUGGGGCUGUAAGGCAUUCUUUUGCUUUUUCCGGUCUGCAAAAAUGACAUCAUCAUGGUUUGUGGUAUUCAUCAGUUUUGAACGAUUCUUUGCAGUUUGGUUUCCUUUAAAGAUUAAAGUCAUAUCAACAAAGAGAAAUGCAUACAUCGCUAUUAGUUGUGUUUAUAUAACAAUAUACACAUUAAACGGAGUUUGGACUUUUUCUUCCAUUUUGAAAAAUGGUGUUUGUAUUCCGAAUCUGUCCACUGCAGGCAAUGAGAAGAUGACGGAAGGAUUUCUGCUCGCCGGGACAACCAUCUAUUCCAUAAUUCCGACAUUUCUACUUCUUAUCCUCACACCAAUGACGAUUCUGAAGCUAUACAAACAACAAAAGACACGACAAGCUUUAGCCCAAUCGUCCCAUACACGAAAUGAAACCGGCAAGACAACGAUUAUGUUGCUGGGGGUAAGCAUAGCGUAUGUUUUGCUCGUUGGGCCCAUUACAAUCGCUCACGCGGUAGCUUUUUUCCGGGGAGAAAACAUCUUCGAAUCAAAGGAUUCUGAAGUUGUCAUUUUCAGGGAAGCUUCGCAAGUGAUGGAACAGCUUAACUAUGCAAUUAAUUUCUUUUUGUACGUAAUAUGUAGUAAGAGUUUCCGAGGUCGAUGUAUGUCCGUGUUGAGAUGUACAAGAUGUUGCCAUGCUGAGACAGGGUCUACCGUACACGUUAACCCUGCUAACUUUAUGAAUCCAGCGGUCGACCAACCCCGACCGGCACAAACGCCAGAGGAAAUAGCGUUACAUGCAUCAUCUCAACAACUAACGUUGGAAUAG